GCGCUUAGUUGUUACGUACCUGUGCUCUGUAAGUUUCGAUACUGGAGAAAAUGCCUUAUUUGCGCUUUAUUUCCUUUUUGUGUUUUUUUAUGAUUUGCCGUGAUUCGUCGUCAACACCUGCACAAGCAAACAACAACAAUUGUCCCGGGAACAGCUGCAACAACGGCAACAACGGCAAUAACCAAGCUACCACGCAAGCCUCUAACCAAGCUGCUGCUACUACUGCUAGUAGUAGCAAUGUUUAUACGCGGGUGUAUUCCACGGCUCCGGAGAUGACAACGUUCAUCGAGGAUACAUUCACGAAAUCGACAGCGGAUUACAACACGCUAAUUUUUCCGAGAAGUGAUUUUACUGAGACAAUCAAAGUAGAUAUUGGCUUCAGUUUGACAUCAAUCACCGACUUUGAUGAGGUGGCUGGGACUUUGGAGGUGAUUGGGGUACUUACUAUAACAUGGUAUGAUCAGCUGGUGGACAAUGCUUAUGACGAAGAUGACCAUGGAGGCUUCACGGAAACUACUAUUCCUAAUGGGUAUUUAUGGAAACCGCCAGUCUCCCUUUUCAAUUCUGCGUCAGCUAUUGUUCCCGUUGGAGAUACUUCAAAUUAUGUUCGAAUGUACAGGAUAACGAAUUCAUCUCAAGAAUACUACGGAUACGGUCUGAUGGAAUGGAAACCCGGGGUGGUGACAAAAACUGGAUGUGUAGUGGACGUGGGGUUCUUUCCGUUUGAUAAGCAAUCUUGUAACAUUACAUUUACUCACUGGGGUUUCACUGACCAGGAGGUAAAAUUUGAACCAUCCGCAACAACCUUAGAUUUAACGGAUUAUGUGGCAUCAGACGAAUGGACUCUUACUAGUACAAAACUUAUCGAAGAAACGGUGGACAGUGGAUCGUUUGUGAAAAUGGAAAUUUCGUUAUCAAGAAAACCCACCUACUACUUAGUCAACUUCUUCUUGCCAAUCAUCAUUCUGGGUAUUCUGAACGCUCUGGUGUUUAUCUUACCGUUGGAGAGUGGUGAAAGAGUUGGAUACUCCGUGACUUCUUUCUUGACCUUUGCAGUAUAUCUGUCGCUAAUUGCCGAAGGAAUGCCGAGAACUUCCGAGCCCAUGGCGAUUCUCAGUUAUUAUUUAAUGUCGAUGGUCGUUGUUAGCGCAGUGGCAACUAUCAUAACAAUUUUCACUCUUCGUGUUUACCUAAAAGAUGAAGACGACCGGGUACCAACCCCAAUCGCCCUCUUUAUAGCCUGUCUUAACUGUCUGGUCUGCACGAAGGAAGACGAGGAUGAAGACGAGACGCCAUUGUUGAAGUCUGACGAACUGGCAUUGGAGACAAUGAGAGGGAGGUCGGGGAAGGGAUCUCGGUCUCAAAUUGAGGAAACUGCGAGUAAUUCCAGCGAUGAACCACCCGAAAAUCGAUAUGACGUCGACUGGAAACUUGUGGCGGGUACACUGGACAUGUUUUCUUUUCUUGCUAUCCUGGGAGGUAGUGUGGCCAUCGCGGUCAUGUUUUUGGUUCCAUUAGCUGCUCAAAUGUAUAUGGAGAAAGGUCAUCUGUGUCCGAUAAUGGGGGAUCUUCUACCCAUUCUCUUCAUUCUUUGUAUUGGUUUUGAUGUCGGUUCCAGUCUCACUGCUGAUCAUGUAUGGAGUUGGAUAAACGACACCUUCUGUUCUACAAGUACGUGUACUUACCGGCAGGAAAUUUUCCCACGAGAUGCCUUGUCGGACACUAUCUAUGUGGACAUGGAAUUGAGCUUGAUUUCGUUAAGUGAUUUUGAUGAAGUUGCUGGUCAUCUGGAACUAGUUGGAACACUUCGUAUCAAAUGGACAGAUGAUAUUGUUCUUGACCCUUACUUGACCGCUUCAUCUUUAAAUCCUCCAACGUACUCAUUCACAGAUGUUCUGAUACCACAGGAUGAAGUAUGGAAGCCUCCUAUCACGGUUUUCAAUUCAGUGAAUGCUUUAAAUUCGGUGGGGGAUUCUAACUAUUAUGUGAGAAUUACAGUGUUGAGCUCAGGAGCAAAGGCAGACAUGGAGUGGUUUCCGGGAAUUGUGACAAGAACUGCCUGCAGCGUGGACGUAUCAAACUACCCGUGGGAUAUCCAAAGCUGUGAUGUUGUAUUCACUCCUUGGGGGUAUCAACCAACGGAAAUAACCUUUAACCUGUCGUCCACUGCUGUCGACACAUCGAAAUUUCAAGGUAGCGACAUAUGGGAAAUAAAAUCUUCUACUGGUGUCCAAGAGGCCAAAGGAAACUCGAGUUUUGCUAAAUAUACUUUGCAACUCGCAAGAAAACCUAGUUUUUUUCUUAAAUACAUCGUUUUACCCAUCGAACUUCUUUCUUUUCUGAAUUUGAUGGUAUUUGUAUUACCUGCCGAUUCCGGUGAAAGGGUAGGGUAUUCUGUUACGGUAUUUCUGACUCUCGCUGUUUACGUCACCAUUAUAUCAGAUAAUCUUCCGAAAACAUCGAGUCCCAUGUCCAUCUUUGCUUACUUCUUGAUCACCAUGCUGAUGAUGAGUGCUUUCAUCUGUUUCGUGACUAUAAUAUCUCUACGCAUCUACAUCCGCACCGAUGAAGAUCCGGUGCCAAAAUGGUUGAAACGAUUGGUAGCCGUUGUGCAAUGUCGCUGUUGUUGCAAGAAAGAGACAGAGGAAGUAGAACAAACAGAUUUAAAAAAGCCCCCAACUUCGAAAUCCAAGGUCAUCGUGGUGGAUUCUGGAAGUCCAGCAGGCAGGUGGGCAAAACUUAGGGAACAGGUCACACACAGAAAUGGAAACAUUAACCAGAAAGUUCGAGUCAUUGAUGAACCCAGCGACAGCGAGGACUCUGCUGCAAGUGACGAUGAAACGGAAGACGAUGAAGAAAUGGAGUGGUCAGACGUCGGCAAAGCUGUUGAUCUUUUCUUUCUAUUUCUGUUCUUUAUCCUCAUCGCGUUGAUCUCCGUCGCCUUUCUAGUUCCUCUUGCUUCUACCCGGAUGUGA
Molecule: messenger RNA, 2975 nt
Organism: Ostrea edulis (European flat oyster)
Lineage: Eukaryota; Metazoa; Mollusca; Bivalvia; Ostreida; Ostreidae
Exons: 3
Coding region: 51-2975 (974 amino acids)
Biological process (GO): regulation of membrane potential; monoatomic ion transmembrane transport; chemical synaptic transmission
Cellular component (GO): membrane; synapse; neuron projection
Molecular function (GO): extracellular ligand-gated monoatomic ion channel activity; neurotransmitter receptor activity; transmembrane signaling receptor activity
Source: RefSeq, a predicted model, not a curated record